Molecule: messenger RNA, 630 nt
Organism: Notolabrus celidotus (New Zealand spotty)
Lineage: Eukaryota; Metazoa; Chordata; Actinopteri; Labriformes; Labridae
Product: PI-actitoxin-Avd5a-like
Exons: 4
Coding region: 260-493 (77 amino acids)
Molecular function (GO): protein binding; serine-type endopeptidase inhibitor activity
Source: RefSeq, a predicted model, not a curated record
UCUCACAAAGGCUGACCCUGCAGGUUGAAACAUGAAGAAAAUCAGUGCAACAAUUUUAAAAGGAUGUUUUUCACUGCAUGUUUUGGCAUGACUGUUUGUGUGUGCUGACAGAGUGUACGUGCAUUUGUGUGUUUGUUUUACUCCUGUCAAGUUCCAAGGCACACUAACACACACGCCCCCAGAUGAUGAUUGUGUCCACAAACAGCAGAGAUAAAUUCAGAAGUUUCUGGUCCCUUUGAGUUAAUCAUCCUCAGACAUCAUGAAGGGAAGCAUUGUUUUUCUGGGACUCUUGCUCAUCUCUUUGGCUGCAGGUGCCAGUGUGAUACCUGAGCCUGACUGCCUCAGAGCUGGGUCUGGCCCUAUCAUGUGCCCCAUGAACUACGAUCCUGUGUGUGGCAGCAAUGGAAAGACGUACCCCAACAAGUGUGCCAUGUGUUCAGACAUUCAGGACACCGGGGAGGAAAUCUAUAUCACCAGUCGAGGCCGAUGCUAGAUGACCAGUGAUGUGUGAUGUCACUGUUGCGCUGACCAAUAAGGAUCUGACUAUCCAUCAAACACAAAUCUUUAAAACGACAGAACUACCCUCAGUUCUUGAGACAUUGCAAAGAUGAAUAAACGUCAGGCAGCAAA